Messenger RNA from Adineta ricciae, 816 nucleotides. The record is from the annotation of a GenBank genome assembly. Lineage: Eukaryota; Metazoa; Rotifera; Eurotatoria; Adinetida; Adinetidae.
AUGUCAAAGGAGCUUGAGCCAGUAAAAAGCUUACUUAUUUGGCCGAUUCGAGCAACACUCAUCAACAUUCAACCGCAUUUUUCUACUUGGUAUGAAUGGGCUCGGACCCGAUGUGGGAUCCUGAGCUCGUCGGAGAAAGAUGGACAACCACAACGUCAACAUCAACCCUGCAAAUGUCAUCGGGCAUCAGUAUACAAAAAUACUGAAUUAUGGUCCCUACAAAACGCGUUCAAGUUUGGGUGUGAAUUAUAUAUCAGCAAAUCAUGUACGCUGAGUCACUGGUCUCAACCACUAUCGUCCAGCAAAUCAACAUUAUCAUACCACAAACGGAAAGAAAUGAUCAGUUAUGCGGUGCAUGAUGUUAUUGCCGUGACUUACUUGAUUCGACCGAUCAGUGAACAUUGGACAUUUGACCAAAUUAAACACCGAAAUAUGGAUGAACUGUUUAAGGCAUUCGAAUUAAUCCAAUUACCAUUAACACCAAAGCCACUGAACAAAAAGAAAAAAGCUAAAAACAUUAAUGUGAACAAAAUUGCCAAGAUAUUACAAUGUAAUCAAUCAGACAUUGAAUCAAUAUCUGACGAAGAAAUUUAUUUGCACCAGUUAAUUCCACCAGCAUUCGAUGGUGUUAUUCCACCAGAACCCGUUGAUGGAGAGAUAUCGUUACAAGGAACAUCAUCCACCCGUCACGAUCGAGAAUCGAUCGAAAAUAUUCGACCAGAUCUUGCAACAGUUGAAAGUGAAAAAGCACGGACAAUUGUGGGAAAAGAUUGUCGGGUGGUUAGAGUGGAUCGAGUUCAAGAGGAUAUAACAUAG